AUGGGCGCGCUUCAGCGGAGCAGGGGGGAGCGGGAUUUUGCGCGGGAGGCGCAGGAAGCGCAAGCCAGGCGGGAUAAGUUCGCGUUUUUCGAAAAGGACUGUAGCCGAGUGCUGGAGCAUGUAUAUGUGGGGAGCGACUUUGUAGCGAGAAGCAGGGAGGUUCUUAAGGAGGCUGGGAUCACGCAUGUGCUGAACUGCGUGGGGUUUGUGUGCCCCGAGUAUUUUCCAGAGGAGAUUAAGUACAAGACGCUCUGGCUGCAGGACAACACGGGCGAGGACCUGCUGUAUGUCUUGUUUAACGUGUUUGACCACAUUGAGGUUGACAACACGGGCGAGGACCUGGUGUGCGUCUUAUGCGACGUGUUUGAUUGCAUUGAGGCCGUGCGGGCGGAUGAAGGGGUUGACAACACGGGCGAGGACCUGGUGUGCGUCUUAUACGACGUGUUUGAUUACAUCGAGGCUGUAAGGGCGGCGAGGGGCCGCGUGUUCAUCCACUGCUGCCAGGGCAUCUCGCGCUCCACGUCGCUCGUGAUUGCCUACCUCAUGUGGUGCGAGGGCAUUCCCUUUGGGGACGCGUUCAAGCGAGUCAAGGCGCUGAGGGCAGUGGCCAACCCCAACAUGGGCUGUCACAUGUACCGCAUGGCGCCGCACUCGCCGUACGACGCACUGCACUUGGUGCCGAAAAUUACCACCCUCUCCCGCCACUCGCUCGACCCACGAGGGGCCUUCAUUGUGCAGAUACGGACAAAAGUAUACUGUUGGCGGGGCAAGGAAUGCCACCCGCUCAUGGCCAAGCAGGCCCUCGCAGCUGCCGCCCAGAUCAUCAAGUACGAACGGCUGGGGGAGGUGUCAUCUGCUGGUGGUGGGGAGGUGGUAUCUGCAGGAGGAGGGGAGGUGGCAUUUGGGGAAGGAUGCAAAUCUUUUGAGCUGCCUGGAGCGGGGAAGAGGUUCAGUGCUGAGUGGAGGGAUUGGGGGAAGAGAAGCACAGAACGGAUGUGCUAG
This is a messenger RNA of Closterium sp. NIES-65, 1002 nucleotides long. NCBI's taxonomy places the organism in Eukaryota, Viridiplantae, Streptophyta, Zygnematophyceae, Desmidiales, Closteriaceae. The record is from the annotation of a GenBank genome assembly.